Anopheles coustani is the source of this 2263-nucleotide messenger RNA. Its product is annotated as gametocyte-specific factor 1 homolog. Lineage: Eukaryota; Metazoa; Arthropoda; Insecta; Diptera; Culicidae. The transcript has 2 exons. The record is from RefSeq and is a predicted model, not a curated record. The coding region runs from base 126 to 662 and encodes 178 amino acids.
GUGAACUCCGUUGUACACAAACGAUCGUUCACCGGGAGCACGCAAAAACGUUCGAUCAGUGGAGUUUAUCGCUUCAGUUGUGUCCAAAAUCAUCCAGGAGCAUUCCAAUUAUUGUGUGUCUAGCAAUGUCGAUCAGGGUUCCUUUGUAUGGAGAGCUUCUCCAGUGUCCGUACGAACGAUCGCAUUUGAUCCGCCCGGAAAGAAUGCAAGUGCACUUGAUCAAGUGUGAAAAGCAGCAUCCGCACAUAAAGCUGCAAAAAUGUCUUUUCAACUACACACACCAUAUCAAGCCGGAGGAAUACCAAGAGCACCUCCGCGAAUGCAAGGACCGCAUUUUGGUGGAAAGUUCCCGGUACGUAACCGCUGGAGAAGCUUCCAAACCACCACCGGUUCAGCCAGUCGUUGAAGAGCACUACACUCCUGAGGAAGUGGCCGCCGCCUGGGGCGAGGAAAACUGGGACGACAUGGACGAGAAACCGUACGACCCGCAGAAAUAUUGCCGUGAGAACAAGAUUAUCCAGAAGGCACGACUGAUGACGAAAUCGGAGAAACGGGCAUUCUACCAGGCGGAGUCGAUGCGCCAUGAUGAGCUUGCGAAGAAGGAAGCCAUGGCAUCACCUACGAAGGAGCCACAAGCGGGCUCGUCCCGGAAGAAGAAGUAGGACAAUUUCCAAACUUCUUUUUCUAGCUCUACGACGCAAUUGGCGAAGAAAUGGCGUCAUGAUCAUCCGACCUAUCGCAACAUCGUACAAGGUACAACAAAAUCGCCAUGAAACUAAGGUUAUCCACAAGACGCGCAUCUGCAAGUGUAAGCGAAGAAGGAAGAAAAUCGCUAGCGUUUUUAAGUAAAAUGAGCAACGAGCUGUCUAAACAACCACGACGCAAUCGUUGAAGAAAUGACGUCAUGAUCAUCCGAGCCAGCGCAACAUCAUCGUACAAGCUACAACAAAAUCGCCAUGAAACAAAGGUUAUCCAGAAGACGCGCCUCUGCAAGUAUAAGCGAAGAAGGAAGAAAAUCGCUGGUGUUUUAAAGUGAUAUGACAAAGAGUAUUUAAACAACAUCUAGAUCAUCCGAGCUAUCGUAACAUCGUACAAGUUAUAGCAACAUUUCCUUGAAACUAAGGUUAUCCAGAGGACGUGCCUCUGCGUGUGUAAGCGAUGAAAGUAGGAAAUCGCUAAUGUUUUAGAGUAAAAUGAGCAACGAGCUAGCUUGCCAUCAUACAACCCACAGCAAUAUCGCCUUAAAACUAAAGUUAUCCAGAAGACGCACUUCUGCGUGUAUAAGCGAAGAAGGAAGAAAAUCGCCAAUGUUUUUAAUUAAUAUAAUCUACUAGUUGGCUAUAUAACGUCACGAUCAUCCGAGUUAUCUGAACAUCGUACAAGCCACAGCAAUAUCGCCUUGAAACUAAGCUUAUCUCGAUGGCGCAGCGCCACGUGUGUAAGCGAAGAUGGAAGAAAAUCGCUAAUGUUUUAAAGUAAUAUGACAAACAGUAUAUAAGCAACAUCACGAUCAUUCUAGCUAUCGCAACAUCGUACAAGAUACAACGAUAUCGCUUUGAAACUAAGGUUAUCCCGAAGGUGCGCGAUGAAAAUCGCUAAUGUUUUUAAGUAACAUGACAAAGAGUAUCUAAGCAAUGCUAAUGAUCGGAGCUGGCGUGGCAAGACGAAGAUCAUUCUCCAUUCAUCAUCACGGAAAACCCGUUAUGACUGGCGUCAACGGUCAAGCGAAAUGCGGACUGGAAUAUAGUGUUAAGAUUUUAACCCUUUCACAAUUAUGUCCGAGACCUCACACACAUAUUUUUUUAAAGUGAUAUACUGCCUCAGUACCGACUUCGAUUGAAUCGAGCUGUCUAUUUUCAUGCAUAUCACGUCAAAAGAACCGAACCUUUGGCGAAAUAUAUAUAUGAACAUUGAUAGCACGAUUCCAUCGAAGUCCGUGCUGUGGAUUAUAAUGACCAAUUUGAAAACAUAUUUUAAUAUUUCUUUUUUAAAGUUUAACUUCUUCCUACGCAAUAUAGGCCUUAAACUACAUAGUAUUUUAUAAUGGAAAGUUUUGUUUCAUUUUCUGCCAAUGUUGAAGCUGUGAAAGGGUUAAUUUUAUACUUAAUAUUUUUUAAAUUGAUAUGACAAAAUUUUAUACCAAAAGUAAAGGUAGGCAUACAUAAUGUUUCUUGGCAAAAUGCAUAAUAAAACUGUUAACAUACUAUAACUGUAAAAGACCGUUCGACGAAAAUCUUCCAAAAUGCUUUAAAUAAAGAUAUAU